This is a messenger RNA of Quercus lobata, 596 nucleotides long. RefSeq names its product guanine nucleotide-binding protein-like NSN1. Lineage: Eukaryota; Viridiplantae; Streptophyta; Magnoliopsida; Fagales; Fagaceae. Bases 83 to 463 code for a protein of 126 amino acids. Gene Ontology annotation, cellular component: nucleolus. The record is from RefSeq and is a predicted model, not a curated record. The transcript has 2 exons.
AUCAAGGAAUCAAUUACAGUUGGUGUUAUUGGCCUGCCUAAUGUUGGUAAGAGUAGUCUCAUUAAUAGCUUAAAGAGAUCCCAUGUUGUCACUUGUCAAUGUUGGUUCUACUCCUCGCUUAACAAGAUCUAUGCAAGAGGUUCAGUUAUACAAGAAUGUAAAAUUGUUAGACUGCCCUGGUGUUGUGAUGAUUAGAUUUGGAGCAAAUGAUGCAUCUAUAACUCUUCGUAAUUGCAAAAGAAUCGAGAAGUUGGAUGACCCGACUGGUCCAGUGAAGGAGAUUCUAAGGCGUUGCCCACCCAGCAUGUUGGUAACUUUGUACAAGCUCCCUAGCUUUGACUCGGUCGAUGACUUCCUUCAAGAAGUGGCUAUUGUUAGGGGUAAGCUGAAAAAGGGUGGUGUUGUGGAUGUGGAAGCUGCUGAAAGAAUUGUUCUGCAUGACUGGAAUCAGGGUAUGUGUUAGGCAUUUAUGGUUUAUGUGCCCUGAGAAUAUGCAAACAAACAAAGGGAUAACAAGAAAAGCAAAUUGUAAUAUAUAAAGAUGCAAAGUGAUGUUAAUAAUUUGGGUGUUAGAGGUGUUGAGUUUGAUUCUCAGA